Alternaria rosae is the source of this 573-nucleotide messenger RNA. RefSeq lists its product as uncharacterized. The record is from RefSeq and is a predicted model, not a curated record. NCBI's taxonomy places the organism in Eukaryota, Fungi, Ascomycota, Dothideomycetes, Pleosporales, Pleosporaceae. The transcript has a single exon. The annotation marks the transcript as partial.
CUUGGAGAGCUCACCAUGAGCACCAGAGAACCACUGCCAUUAGCCUACUCGCCCUAUGAAAACCGCCCUUGUACCGACUUGACGCUCUCUAUCACCGUCCACGCCCCCUUGGCCGUGCAACGUUUGCGAGCCAUAUCCUUGAAUGUGAAACCUGCAAUCCGAGCCAAGACGUUCUACGCCUCAGAGCCGAUGCCGUGCCUUCCGAAACAGACGUCCCUUACUCGGAACCAAUCGAUUCGGCUCCACGAUGAGAUCAUCAAACUCGAGCACAUGGAUUUUACGCAACUAGAUUGGAGAUACAGCCCCUACAUUGAGACAGAAGAGCCACCAGGGUAUGAAGACGCUGUGACUGACGUUGCACCAGAGAGGACCCCUACGAGUGCGAGCCGUAGAGACGACAGCGUGGAUGAAUGGAAAGCGUCUGUCCGUAUUCCCAUUCAGCCUGACCAAGCGAUGCUCCCAACAUUCUGUAGAAGCCUUAUCUCGAGAUCGUACUCUUUGGUCCUGCGUGUACGAGUUGCUGGGAUACGUACUCGGAAAGCCGAUUUUGAGGUUCCUCUCCAGGUUGUCUAC